Molecule: messenger RNA, 6326 nt
Organism: Glycine soja
Lineage: Eukaryota; Viridiplantae; Streptophyta; Magnoliopsida; Fabales; Fabaceae
Product: protein TSS-like
Exons: 26
Coding region: 334-5853 (1839 amino acids)
Biological process (GO): organelle organization
Cellular component (GO): cytoplasm
Molecular function (GO): protein binding
Source: RefSeq, a predicted model, not a curated record
UUCCUCUAUCAAAAUUUUCCUCCUUCUAGUGGAUGAAACCUACCCUCUCCCUCUCAUGCUUCUUCUUUCUUAUUACUACUAUUAUGCACACUUCACUUCAUUCUCCUUCCUCUGAACUCUGAACACUCUUUCUCUGCCUCAUUUUUUUUUUUCAGUUUCUACUUUAGACCUAUCCAUUUCAUAAUACUACUUUGGGUUAUAUAUAUAAACCCAUUAAGGACCUUUUUCUUUUCCCUCUUAUCCAAUCAUCCAAGUACUAUAAAAACACCUAUUUAUAUAUAUAUAUAUUGCUUUGAAACUUUGAUUGUUUUUUCAAUUCCAAAGGAGUGGAAAAUGGCACCAAGAAACAGUCGCGGAAAGGCCAAGGGAGAGAAGAAAAAGAAGGAAGAGAAGGUUCUUCCGGUUGUCAUAGACAUCACUGUGAAGCUUCUCGAUGAAACUCAUGUUCUCAAGGGAAUAUCAACGGACAGAAUUAUAGAUGUUCGUCGGCUUUUAUCGGUGAAUACGGAGACGUGUUAUAUCACAAAUUUUUCCCUGUCGCAUGAGGUGAGAGGGCCACGUCUGAAGGAUACGGUGGACGUGUCCGCACUGAAGCCCUGCAUCCUCGAUUUAGUUGAAGAGGAUUACGAUGAAGACCGAGCAGUGGCGCACGUGCGAAGACUCCUCGAUAUCGUCGCCUGCACCACGAGCUUCGGUCCGCCGUCGCCGAAGAACGACUCCGGUACCGUCCAGAAAUCCGGCAAGUCCGAGGCGCCGCCGUCGAAGCAAUCGGCGAAAGAUGCGGCGGCGGCCGACCUGGACGGCGAGAUAAGCCACUCGUGCCCUAAGCUGGAGAACUUCUACGAGUUUUUCUCUCUCUCACACCUCACUGCACCAAUCCAAUAUGUGAAGAGAGGUUCGAGGCGGCACGUGGAGGAGAUAUCGGAGGAGGAUUAUCUGUUCUCGCUGGAUGUGAAGGUGUGUAACGGGAAAGUGGUGCACGUCGAGGCUUGCAGAAAGGGGUUUUACAGCGUUGGGAAGCAGCGGAUACUGUGCCAUAAUCUGGUUGAUCUGUUGAGACAGCUUAGCAGAGCUUUUGAUAAUGCUUUCGAUGAUCUCUUGAAGGCAUUUUCAGAACGUAACAAGUUUGGGAAUCUCCCAUAUGGCUUCAGAGCCAACACGUGGCUUGUUCCUCCUGUUGCUGCACAAUCACCCUCAUCUUUUCCUCCUCUUCCUGUGGAGGAUGAAACGUGGGGAGGAAAUGGGGGUGGUCUUGGAAGAGACGGAAAGUAUGAUUUGGUUCCUUGGGCUAAUGAGUUUUCAUUUAUUGCAUCCAUGCCUUGCAAUACAGCAGAAGAAAGACAAGUUCGUGAUAGAAAAGCAUUUCUUCUGCACAGCCUGUUUGUUGAUGUUGCCAUUUUCAGAGCAAUAAAGGCCAUCAAAUAUGUUAUGGAAGAGCCCAAGUUUAGCUGCUCAAUUGUAGAAAAUAAUAUUAUUUACACUGAGAGAGUAGGUGACUUGAAUAUCAACGUCUUGAAAGAUGUUUCUGUUGCAAGCUAUAAGAUUGAUACUAAAAUUGACAGAGUUGAAGCUACUGGAGUAAAUCAAAAGGAUCUACUAGAGCGAAAUAUACUGAAAGGAAUCACUGCUGAUGAAAAUACUGCUGCCCAUGAUAUUACCACUUUAGGUGUAAUUAAUGUAAGAUAUUGUGGUUAUGUGGUCACAGUGAAAGUUGAGCGAGGAGUUAAUGAAAAUGUUGACUCUCCAUCUCAACAAAAUAUUGAAUUGUUUGAUCAGCCAGAGGGUGGUGCCAACGCGCUCAAUAUUAACAGUCUGAGAUUACUUCUUCACAAUACAACUCCACCAGAAAACAAUAAACCAAUGUCUCAGAUACAAACAUUUGAGAGUGAAGAGUUUGGUGCUUCCCAUGCUUUUCUGGAGAAGCUGAUUAAAGAAAGUCUUGCUAAGCUUGAGGAAGAAGAACCAGGUAUUGACUAUUUUGUAAGAUGGGAACUUGGAGCUUGCUGGAUACAACAUUUGCAAGACCAAAAUAAUACAGAAAAAGAUAAGAAACUAUCUUUGGAGAAGGCUAAGAAUGAAAUGAAGGUUGAGGGUCUUGGGAAACCCCUUAAAGCCCUAAAGAAUUAUAAAAAGAAAUCUGAUUCUAGCAAUACUAAUUCUGCAACUGAAUAUUCAAAGUUUAAUCGGGAGGCUGAAAGCCCUCCAUUUCCCUCAAUUGAAUCCCAACUUGAAACUACAGAAGCUGAGAAUGAGCUUGUUCUGAAAAGGAUAUUAUCUGAGGAAGCUUUUACCCGAUUAAAAGAAUCGGGAACUGGACUUCACUGCAAGUCUAUGCAUGAUUUGAUUAACUUAUCUCGAAAAUAUUACACAGACGUUGCUCUCCCAAAAUUGGUAGCCGAUUUCGGCUCAUUGGAACUCUCACCAGUUGAUGGACGCACUCUAACUGAUUUUAUGCAUACUCGGGGUCUACGAAUGCGUUCUCUUGGACAUGUUGUCAAGCUUUCAGAAAAGCUUUCACAUGUCCAAUCACUUUGUAUUCAUGAGAUGAUAGUUCGAGCUUUUAAGCACAUCCUGCGGGCAGUAAUUUCUGCUGUUGACAAGGAGAAAAUGGCUUCAUCAAUUGCUGGUGCAUUGAAUUUGCUGCUUGGUGUUCCUGAAAAUAGAGAAUUAGAUAAAUCACGUGAAGUUCACCCAUUGGUGUGGAAAUGGCUAGAGUUGUUUUUGAAGAAGCGAUUUGAUUGGGAUCCUAACAAGUUGAAUUACAAGGAUGUGAGGAAAUUUGCAAUUUUACGUGGCUUGUGUCACAAGGUGGGAAUUGAGCUUGUUCCAAGGGAUUUUGAUAUGGAUUCCCCAAUUCCCUUUCAAAAAUCUGAUAUUGUCAGCUUGGUCCCUGUUCACAAGCAAGCAGCAUGCUCAUCUGCAGAUGGAAGGCAGCUCCUAGAGUCAUCCAAAACUGCUUUAGACAAGGGAAAGCUUGAGGAUGCAGUUACCUAUGGCACAAAGGCUCUUGCUAAGCUGGUAGCAGUUUGUGGUCCCUAUCAUCGGAUGACAGCGGGAGCCUACAGCCUCCUUGCUGUAGUUUUAUAUCAUACUGGAGAUUUCAAUCAGGCUACAAUUUAUCAACAAAAAGCUUUGGAUAUCAACGAGAGAGAGUUAGGUCUGGAUCAUCCUGAUACCAUGAAGAGCUAUGGGGAUCUUGCUGUUUUCUAUUACAGACUUCAACACACCGAGCUGGCUCUGAAGUAUGUGAAGCGUGCUUUAUAUCUUCUGCAUCUAACAUGUGGCCCAUCUCAUCCAAACACUGCUGCUACUUACAUUAAUGUGGCUAUGAUGGAAGAAGGUCUGGGAAAUGUACAUGUUGCUCUCCGAUAUCUUCACAAAGCUUUAAAGUGCAACCAAAGAUUACUUGGUGCAGAUCAUAUUCAGACAGCUGCAAGUUAUCAUGCAAUAGCAAUAGCACUUUCAUUGAUGGAAGCAUAUCCAUUGAGUGUCCAGCAUGAGCAAACAACUUUGCAAAUUCUGCGGGCAAAACUUGGCCCUGAUGACUUGCGCACACAGGAUGCUGCGGCUUGGCUUGAGUAUUUUGAGUCCAAGGCUUUUGAACAGCAAGAAGCUGCUCGAAAUGGUACUCGAAAACCUGAUGCAUCAAUAGCUAGCAAAGGCCAUCUUAGUGUGUCAGAUUUGCUUGACUACAUUAAUCCUAAUACUAAAGGGAGAGAUGCAGCAGCAAAGAGAAGAAGCCAGAUAACAAAGGUGAGAGCAACGUCUUACCCAAACGUUGGGAUGUCAAGUUCUGAUGAAUCUUCAAAAGAAAUUCCAAAAGAGGCUUCAGAUGAAGAGGUACAAAUACCCAUACUAGUAGGUAGUGCAGAUUCUGAGCAGGAAAACAACUCUGGACCUGAUUUGGAACAAGCUAUUUUGAAACAAAUAUCGGACGAAAAGCCACAAAUUUAUGAUGAAAUCUUGUCUGAAGCACAUGCUGAAGGAGAGGAUGGAUGGCAACCAGUUCAAAGACCAAGAUCAGCUGGCUCAUAUGGCCGGAGACUGAAGCAGAGACGGGCAACACUUGGCAAAGUUUAUAGUUAUCAAAAGAAUGUGGAAGUUGGCUCAGAAUCUCCUUUUGUAAGGAGUCCUAAUCCGAGUAGUAGGUAUUAUUUCUUGAAGAAGCGGACAAUUUCACAUGGGAGUUAUACAGAUGAUCAUACCGUAAACAUCACCCAAGGUACUAAAUUUGGAAGGAAAGUAGUCAAAGCUGUUACAUACAGGGUCAAGUCUGUGCCCUCAACUUCCAAGCCUUGUGUAAAUGAGAAAUUAGAAAAUGGGGAUAAGCUGCUCAGUUCUCUUCCAGAACCUGAUCCAACUGAUGCUAAUCCAGUUAAGAAGUCUAUUGUUAGUCUUGGAAAGUCUCCUUCAUACAAGGAAGUGGCCUUAGCUCCUCCAGGGACAAUCUCUAAGUUUCAGGUCUAUAAUCCUCAAAGUGAGAUUUCUGUUAGCAGUGAGCAUGAUGGUGGAAAACAUGAAGAGGAAGAUAUUGAAGCUGAUAGAAAUGUUAAUGUUGAUCCAACCCCGACAGAGGUAAAUGAUAUGGUUAAAGAGAAGAAUGAUGAUUCUUUAUCAGAUUCUGUAGAUGACUCACAGGAUGAUACUGGAGUUGCUAUUGAGGGGAAAGAAGAAACUCAGUUGAUUGUUGCUGUGCAAGAUAAUUGUAUGAGUGCUGAGGGGCAAUCAGGAGAUGUUGAAGCUCAAGGAGCAGUUGAUAACAGCAUAUUGAUUCAUGCAGUAGAUGAUCAUGUGGAUUCUUCCAAGCAAGAACUUGAUGCAAGUAAUUCAUCUGCCAGUUUAGAACCUAGUGAUAAUACAAAUCCCACUUCUCAGGGUGGUGAGGAUUUAAAGGUCAAUGUAUCACCAUCAAGUCAGAGUCAUACUGGGGGCAUCCCAUAUAAGAAAUUGUCUGCAUCUGCAGCUCCAUUCAACCCAUCACCUGCCAUUGCACGUGCUGCACCAAUUGCCAUGAAUAUGACUCUUCCUUCUGGUCCUAGUGCAGUUCCUGCAAUUGGCCCCUGGCCAGUAAACAUGAAUGUUCAUCCUGGACCUACUACUGUGCUACCCACAGUUGCCCCAAUGUGCUCCUCUCCGCACCAUGCAUAUCCAUCACCUCCAGCGACACCAAACAUGAUGCAACCGCUGCCAUUUGUGUAUCCUCCUUUUACUCAGCCUCAAUCAGUAGCACCUAGCAACUAUCCUGUCACUAGCAGUGCCUUUCAUGCCAAUCAUUUUACAUAUUUGAACCCAACAAUAUCUAAGUUUGGUCCCAGUGCUGUUUGGCCUGGUUGUCAUCCUGUAGAAUUUCCUCUUCCAGUACCUAUUGUUGAACCAAUCCGUGAUCCCAUUUCAGAGUCACAAGUUCUGUGUCAUGGCUCUGAAAGUCCAAGUUCAGCUUCAGUUCUUCCUGAGGACAUUGACAGUAUUGGGGAUUCCAAUCAAGGGGUAAAAACUUUAUCAUCAGAGAUAAGUGAAGAUGAAGCAGUGAGAGCUGGUUCAGAAAAUAUAAAAGAAAAUGGUAAUAUGAAUUUUCACGGGUCUGAAAAUGCUGGGAACAAGCAAAAUCAAAACUUUGGUUCAAAUGGCAGCUCUAGCAGUAGUGAAACUAACAUGGAUGGUGAGAAAACCUUUAGCAUUUUGAUUCGGGGAAGAAGAAAUCGAAAGCAGACUCUGAGAAUGCCAAUAAGUUUGCUUACUCGACCUAAUGGCUCACAGUCAUUUAAGGUUAUUUAUAACCGUGUGGUUAGAGGAAGUCAUGCUACCAAGUCUAUGAAUUUGUCUUCUAGUAAAGAUUGUACAGCUACUGCAUAGUCCACAGUUCUUUGUUGUUACUAAUGAAAUGUUGCAGAAUAAUUGUGGGUAAAGAAGUUCUCAUAAUUUUGCACAACAGAGACCUGGUAUUUCCAUCAUUUCUGGAAUUGAAUUACAAAGUGCCCUGUUGUAUCAGCUCAAGUUUCAUAGCUGCACUAUCUUUUGGGAGGUUUCCGAUAUCUGUGUCUAUUUAAGAUGGAGGAUUGUAGGCUUUUCUUCAUUAAUAUAAGUUUCCUGUGCAGCAGCAUUCAUGCUAAUCUCUUGCUCAGUCUACAGGUUCAUCGCAGUCAGUUUCGGGGUUUCUGAGGUGCCUUCAAGGUGAAAAUUUUGGUUCCCAAUGUAGUUAGACAAUUUUGAUAUAAUGAAUUACGGGACUGAUGGAUCGUUCUAAUUAUUAUUUUUUUGUAACAACAUUAUCAAUGACUUUGAUAAUAAUUUUGUUCAAUUGCAUAAACUUUCUUAAUUUCUUAAUA